This is a messenger RNA of Mya arenaria, 806 nucleotides long. RefSeq lists its product as uncharacterized. The coding region runs from base 339 to 806 and encodes 155 amino acids. The record is from RefSeq and is a predicted model, not a curated record. Lineage: Eukaryota; Metazoa; Mollusca; Bivalvia; Myida; Myidae. The transcript is spliced from 2 exons.
UGUUUGCACCAUUGACUUUGUGUACAUGUGCUACGUCAUCGAUGUAAUAAAAUUGUAAGGGAUUAAUAUUUACACUUGCCGAUGUUUGUAAAUGUCAAUUAGUGCCAAUUAGGAUUUAUACUUUAUGACAAUAGCGGUUUAAAUGAUGUGCACUGAUGACAAAUGAACUUAAUUGGGUGUGAUUAGCGCGAAGUUAGCGAGAAGGGCAAGUGCGAAUCACAGUUCCAGGUUUGUUGUUUUUUUUUAUUUCAGAAAUGCUUCCAUUAUUAUUUUUUCUUCGAACGGUUCACAUCAAUAUUCUAUAUACGAGAUAUUUUGGAUUCUGUUGAAUAGUAAUCAUGCUUUCUACGUGGCUUCUGCGGGAUUCCCCAGGCCUGAAACGUAAAGCUGACGGUGUUGAAAGUGAUGACAUGAUCGACAGUUCAAAUAAGAAAUCAUUCAAAAAGUCAAAUUAUCAAAAUAAUUUCAGUUGGUACAAUGAAGAUGCAGAUAAAAAUUGGCACUGCGAAGUUUGUAGAGGUGCUAAGUUGGACAACGCCUACGCCCGUGGACAUGACCAACCAGCAAAAACAACCAAUCAUCAGAGACAUGGCUUGUCAAAUCAGCACAAGGCCGCCUUGGAAAAGACAGUUCUGAGUUCCCAGGAACCCAUGAAGAAAAUUGUACUGGCCAAACUGUCCAAGGAUGACAAGCUUGGGGUCAAGCUCCUUAAGACUGCCUACCACCUGGCCAAGCGGGAGCUCCCCAAGGUGGAAUUUCAGUACCACCUCCAGCUUGCCGGGGCCAUAGGUGCUGAACUCGGCUGA